AUGGCCGGAAAACCACACAACCUCAAACAUUUCCUUUCAUUGCAAAAAAUACUGCUCACCAGGUCUUGUAAUAAAAUAUUCUUUCAGAGAAAAGCUAGCAGUUCCCAAUCCAACAAAUACCUUUUUCUUGGAAAUGGACAAGAAAUACCUUUACACAAAACAUUGAUGUUUCAUAUGGAAGGGGCACUUUUGAAAUCAUCUUCAAUGUUCCCUUACUUCUUUCUAGUAGCCUUUGAAGCUGGAGGGCCCUUAAGGGCAGCCAUCCUCUUUCUUUUGUACCCUAUCAUCUGUUUGAUGGGUAAAGAAUGGGGUCUAAAGCUUAUGGUUUUCGUUUGUUUUGUGGGAUUAAAAGAGGAAAGCUUCAGCAUUGGGAGGACGGUGUUGCCCAAGUUCUUGUUAGAGGAUGUUGGGGAUGAAGGGUUUGAUAUGGUAAUGAAAUCCGGUGUUCCAAAAAUUGCAGUCACCGAUAUGCCUAGAGUUAUGGUGGAGUGCUUCUUGAAAGACUACUUGAGGAUCGAAAGUGUUGUAGGGCGAGAGUUGAAGGUCUUUUGUGGAUAUUUUAUAGGGUUUAUGGAGGACCAAAAUGCAGGAGGGGAAGGGAAAAUGGACUCAUCUGUUAUUGGCAUCAGUUGCUUAAACAGCUCUCUUCAGCAUCAACUUUUUUCUUGUUGCGAGGUUGUUUAUUUGGUAAGUGAAACCGACAAGAAGAACUGGGGUGCCCUUCCUAGGGAGAAAUAUCAAAGACCCUUGAUUUUCCAUGAUGGAAGACUGGCUUUAAGGCCAACUUAUAUUGCUGCUUUAUUCAUUCUCAUGUGGAUGCCCUUUGGAAUUUUCCUUCUCCUUGUUAGAGCAGCACUCUUUUUCUUGUUACCGUACAAGUUGUCCAUGCUAUUCUUAUACUUCACAGGUUUGAAAGGCACGUUGAUUAUCUCCAACGACGGUCGUACCGUCAAGGAGCUAAAACGAUUAGGUGAAGAUCGUGGUGUGCUUUUUGUAUGCAAUCAUAGAACUCUGCUUGACCCGAUCUACCUUUCAAUGGCUCUAGCUCAAGUUCGACCUCCUAGUCUGAGUCUCACCGCGGUCACGUACAGUUUAAGUUGGGUAUCAGAGUUUAUUUCACCGAUUAAGACGAUUCGAUUAACAAGAAACAGGGAGAAAGACUCGAAGAUGAUAGAAAAACAAUUGAAACAAGGUGAUCUAGUUAUUUGUCCCGAAGGAACCACUUGCAGGGAGCCGUAUUUGCUGAGAUUCAGUCCAUUAUUCGCCGAGAUAACUGACGACAUAGUUCCGAUCGCCAUUGAUUUCCAUGUGAACAUGUUCUAUGGAACAACAGCCGGUGGGUACAAAUUCUUAGACCCAGUUUUCUUGAUCAUGAAUCCAACAACCCAUUGUUAUGCUACAAUUCUUGAGAAGCUACCAAAAUCAUUUACAUGUCGAGGAGGAGCGAAAUCAAAGUUCGAGGUAGCCAAUCAUGUGCAGGCACUGAUUGGUAAAGCCUUGAACUUUGAAUGCACAUCCUUAACAAGAAAGGAUAAGUACAUGAUAUUGGCAGGCAACGAAGGAAUUGUGUAGCUCUUGCAUUUCUCUAUCCAAACAAAAGGCACAUCCUUUCAUAAC
Molecule: messenger RNA, 1617 nt
Organism: Hibiscus syriacus
Lineage: Eukaryota; Viridiplantae; Streptophyta; Magnoliopsida; Malvales; Malvaceae
Product: probable glycerol-3-phosphate acyltransferase 2
Exons: 3
Coding region: 1-1572 (523 amino acids)
Biological process (GO): cutin biosynthetic process
Cellular component (GO): membrane
Molecular function (GO): phosphatase activity; glycerol-3-phosphate 2-O-acyltransferase activity
Source: RefSeq, a predicted model, not a curated record